AUGUUAAACAAGCCCAAUGCUUCGUGCCAGGACAUCGAUGAUGAUCCGGUGAUAGCGAAGCUCAUCACGGUUUACACGCGCCGAGCACGGGUCCUGUCCAUUUCCAAUCUCGCCCUGGGCGCCUUCAUCAGCGGGUGUUUCGUCGUGUAUCCGCUCUUCACCGGCCAGCGUAGUCUGCCGUACGGCAUGUUCAUUCCGGGCGUCAACAAUUUCGACUCUCCGCAGUAUGAAAUCUUCUACAUCACCCAGCUCGUUCUUACCUUCCCCGGGUGCUGCAUGUACAUUCCGUAUACAAGUUUUUUCACCACCAGCACGCUGUUUGCCUUGGUGCAGAUCAAGACCCUGCAGCACCAGUUGCGUACGUUUCGGGCGGAACAGAUUUCAAAAGCCACACCGAGCCUCGAUCGGCAGCUGGAAAAGUUCAUCGAAGAUCACAAGCGGAUAAUUCGUUUUAUUCAAGAUCUAAACGGCCUGGUGACGUACAUCUGCCUUAUAGAGCUCCUGUCCUUUGGGUUGAUGCUUUGUGCCCUGCUUUUCUUGCUCAAUAUUAUUAGUGUGAUGGCCCAAAUUGUGAUCGUUGGUGCCUACAUCUUCAUGAUCCUGUCGCAAAUAUUCGCCUUCUACUGGCACUCAAACGAGGUGCGCGAGGAAAGCAUGGGCAUUGCCGAGGCGGCCUAUAGUGGACCGUGGCUCAAGGUGGAUAAUUCGAUCAAGAAAAAGCUGCUCCUGAUCACACUGCGCGCCCAGCGACCACUCGAGCUCACAAUUGGAAACGUUUACCCGAUGACUUUGGAGAUGUUUCAAUCGCUGCUAAACGCGUCGUACUCGUACUUCACGCUACUCAGGAGGGUCUAUAAUUGA
Messenger RNA from Anopheles cruzii, 861 nucleotides. RefSeq names its product odorant receptor Or2-like. Gene Ontology annotation, cellular component: plasma membrane. The record is from RefSeq and is a predicted model, not a curated record. The coding region runs from base 1 to 861 and encodes 286 amino acids. Gene Ontology annotation, molecular function: olfactory receptor activity; odorant binding. Lineage: Eukaryota; Metazoa; Arthropoda; Insecta; Diptera; Culicidae. The transcript is spliced from 4 exons. Gene Ontology annotation, biological process: sensory perception of smell; detection of chemical stimulus involved in sensory perception of smell.